CGCGCCUGUGGGCGGGGCGUCGGCGUGCAGAAGUUCCUCCGCUGCGGCGCCUUCGCUGUCUUGCGUCCCUGACUUCGGCCGCGCCAUGGCCUUCGUCACCAGGCAGUUCGUGCGCUGCGUGUCCUCCGCCGCCGCCUCGGCUUCGGCAAAGAAGAUCAUCGUCAAGCACGUGACGGUCAUCGGCGGCGGGCUGAUGGGCGCCGGCAUCGCGCAGGUUGCUGCGGCCACUGGCCACACAGUGGUGCUGGUGGACCAAACCGAGGACAUCCUGGCCAAGUCCAGAAAGGGGAUCGAGGACAGCUUGAGGAAGGUGGCAAAGAAGAAGUUUGCAGAAAACCCCAAGGCUGCUGAUGAGUUCGUGGCGAAGACCCUAAGCGGCAUAUCAACCAGCACAGACGCAGCGGCCGUGGUGCACAGCACCGACCUGGUGGUGGAGGCCAUUGUGGAAAACCUGAAGGUGAAGAACGAGCUCUUCCAGAGGCUGGACAAGUUUGCAGCCGAACACACCAUCUUCGCCAGCAACACCUCGUCCCUGCAGAUCACCAGCAUAGCCAACGCCACCACCCGGCAGGACCGCUUCGCCGGCCUCCACUUCUUCAAUCCGGUGCCGGUGAUGAAGCUGGUGGAGGUCAUCAAGACACCGAUGACCAGCCAGAAGACGUUUGAGUCUCUGCUGGACUUCGCCAAAGCCCUGGGAAAGCACCCUGUGUCCUGCAAGGACACUCCAGGGUUCAUCGUGAACAGGCUCCUGGUGCCCUACCUCCUGGAGGCUGUCCGGCUGUACGAACGAGGUGACGCGUCCAAGGAAGACAUCGAUGUGGCCAUGAAGUUGGGAGCCGGCUACCCAAUGGGUCCCUUUGAGCUUCUUGACUACGUUGGGCUGGACACCACGAAGUUCAUCAUGGACGGGUGGCACGAGAUGGACGCGAAGAACCCGCUGUUCCAGCCCAGCCCUGCCCUGAGCAAGCUGGUGGAGGAGAAGAAGUUGGGCAAGAAGUCCGGGGAAGGCUUUUACAAGUACAAGUGACCCGCUCCGCCUAGGGGACCUCGGGAGCCUGCAGCCAGCCAGUGGGAGCCUGGGGACGGGCCAGGGUGCCCCACAGUGUGGUGGUGCCGUUCCUCUGAAGCUCCGUUUCCUGGUCUGGCGCAGGCAGAUCCCUGCACCGAGGGCUGACCUUUCCAGCCCACAUUUCCAUGUCUCCGAGAGCUUUGCACCUUGGUGCCUUGGCAUAGGCGUUCCUUUGAGCCUUGUCUCUGUAAGCACUGCCAGCCCCCAUGUGGGAGGGAACGCCCUUCUUCCCAGAGCAAGCGCGCUGCCAUCACCGUCUCAGUUCCCCUGGGAUCUUGGGACUUCAGGACCCGGGGACACUGGCCACUGUGUAGGCCGAGGAGCCCUGGCUGUCACCACGCUCGGCAGGGGGAAGCAUCCAGGCCCAUGGGGACCUGUGUGUGGUCGCUGUCUCCUGUCUGCCGUGAGAAACCAGUGGUGAGCAGGCUGCUCCUUGAUUCUGAUAGAAUGGAACCCUUUAGUCUGUGAGACUUUGAAUGGAAAUAAACACUUGUGAUUCACGUGGCAAA
Molecule: messenger RNA, 1578 nt
Organism: Chinchilla lanigera (long-tailed chinchilla)
Lineage: Eukaryota; Metazoa; Chordata; Mammalia; Rodentia; Chinchillidae
Gene: Hadh
Product: hydroxyacyl-CoA dehydrogenase
Exons: 8
Coding region: 86-1027 (313 amino acids)
Biological process (GO): fatty acid beta-oxidation
Cellular component (GO): mitochondrion
Molecular function (GO): (3S)-3-hydroxyacyl-CoA dehydrogenase (NAD+) activity; NAD+ binding
Source: RefSeq, a predicted model, not a curated record